AUGUCAACUCUUGUCCAUACUCCAGCGACGUCCCUCAGACCGGUCACCAAACCUCGCCGCCGCCAGAAUCAUUGUUGUGAUCCUUGCCGCCGUAGCAAACGGGCUUGCGAUGCUACUGGGCGUGUCCGAGAAGAGGUCUGUUCUAAUUGUGCGAGGACAGGGAAAGAAUGCACUUUCGAAAAGGUCCGGCGAACUGUUGCGAAGAAUUCGACAAAAUUAUCGGCGAAAAGCCUCCCAUGGAGGAGUCCGGCGCGAGAGCAUGUCGCCGUGGAUGAUAGAUCUAGUCCAGGCCAAAACUCCGUUUUCACGACCAAUGUUUUCCAUGUCUCAGAUCAAUCCUCCCACGGUCGCACAUUAUCAUCAGGCAGUGCCGAUUUCCCAGAGACGACAUCAUCCCACGUAACUCGCGUUCUUCGGGGGGAAUCCCAAGGCCUGUUCCCUGGGUCAGAGUUAAUUGAGAGCUGGCCUGAUGCGACCACGUUUGAGGGAGGAUUAGGCCAUACAGAUAAAACAAUGAGCCUCAAUCCAGUCCCGGAAGUCCACGAUGUCGAUCCUGCACAAUUGUCGUACUACGAUCAUGAUCUCGAGGAUGCACCAAGCACUGUCUUUUCCAUGGGUCAUUCAAUGUACAGCGACGGCCGGCCAGCGAGAAAGGACACCAUCGAGGGGGAGGACAAUGAAUCUGCCUUGCGACGGAAAUCCUCGACUUUACCUGACCCAUCUUCUGACACAUUGGUCCAUCUUUUAGCUGAGAAAACCAAUAAAUUUUUGAUAUCGGAGAGCUUGACUCGAAUAUAUCAGGAUACCAUGGAGAACGCAUUAUCUUGUUGGUUGACAGAACGGACAUGCCCGUAUACUUAUGAAGGCAUCAUCGAGCCCCAGUCGCCCCUCAAGGAAUCCGUGGAGAGUCCCCGUCCGAUAUCCUGGGCGAACUGCAUAGUUUCGCGAAUCUGUCAGUUGGAUCGGCCAUCCUGUAUCCUUCGUGAUCGACCCUUGACUCCCCGGGAGAACCAGGCCGCUUCGCGGGCCCUCAAAGCUGCUAUCAUGGCAUUCUCAUCCCAGUGGUCACACACAGCAAACACCAGCACAGAAUCCACGGCAAACGCCCGGAGUGGCGACAUUCUGAGUGAUUUGAUAGACGGUCGUUCCACUGUUCCGGAGGAAAAGACGCCGACCAACUUUGAUCGAUCAAUCCAAGAAAUGUUAUGGAACGAUGUUCACCGACUACUGCAAGAGACAGCCGGCCUCGAUUCUUUUCGAGUUCUUUUUGCGCAACUGAUCUUUUCUUUCACACAAAAGCCACUGCAACGAGAUUACCAUGCAAAGAUCAGAAGACUGCGGGCCCGAAGGGGAAACAGCCUUCAAACUAGUCCAAGUGGCGGUGGAAUAGAGAUGAAUUACACCCCGGACUCGGAGAACUAUGGCAGUUGGGGUCCUCCACCUCACGCCUUUGGCAGAUACCCUGAAGAUCCUGGAGACAUUGAAGAGCUGAAGGAUCUGCUGGAACUUCAGGGCCGGCCCAUACAUCUGGAGUCGGCGCUAUUACAACUCUCCGAAAAACGUGUCAAGUUGGAGCGGAGAGACGCAAGUCUUGGUCCUCAAGCAGUCGACCCAAUAAGCAUCACGGAUCGCAAAUCCUUCAAUCUCCUAUUUUGGAUGGUCAUGAUGUGCGAUACACUUGUUGCUGCUUUGUAUAGACGGCCAUUCAUUGUCUCGGAUGAAGAUUCGCUCAUCCUGCGAGUGGAGAAUCCAAAUCAACCUCCCUUUAACCCACCAUCAACAGUCUAUGGUUCGGGAUCAGCUAGCGAUGGUCCUUCUUCUUCUCUUCCACAUUUGGACACCGAUGAUUUGGAUUCCACGCCUUGGGGUAUGCUCUUCCUUCGAAGGGGAGAGACGACAAAGUCAACGAAUGACUCACCUUGGCCGUUCUCCGAGGAAUAUGCCUCAGCACUUCUGUCAGAUGCGGCCCCGGUCAAGGUGCUCUUAUACCGUAAAGCAAGACGACUCCGAAAUCUUCUCUUCAGGAGAGCUCCGGCUCGGAAAAUCGAGACCGGAAUAGUUGAUGCCUUGACAGUUUAUGAGCAUUGGAACAAAUCUUACGGUGAAUUCAUGAUUACAUGCAUUCAACAUCAUGAAGAGCUUCCUCCCCGCAUUCAGUCAUGGUACUCCGUUUUACUUGGACAUUGGCACCUGGCUGUUUUUUUGCUUUCCGAUUGUAUUGAGGAAAUUGACAAACUUCAAAAAGGGGACAAUCUUUAUGGCGCUCUUCGACAAUCAUGCCGACUAGUUUUUGAGAUGAGGAAGACAAGUGCGCUUCAAGUCGCCGAUAUCUGUCGAGUUGGGCGACCACGACAGGAUUCUAGUUUCCAACAUACGGGAAAUUUCCAUUUCACUGUCAGUCAGGGUGCACUUCUCACGGAGCCAUGGACAGAGAUCUUGAUCCGAUGUUUUGCAAGGGCUACCAAUCAAUUCCUAAGAUGGCUUUCGGACUUUCAAUCAACCAACUCCUCUUCAAUAAAGUGGUGUGGAGCUGAUGAUUUCGACACACUCUACUAUAAUUGCGCUAAUUGUAUCAGGGCUCUUUUCGAUCUUGGUCGCAAAUCAGACAUGGCAUAUCUCACGGCCUUGUCGUUUUCUGAACGCCUUCAGGAGAUACGGAAUCCCAGCCAAGGGGAUAGCGCAACUUUUACCUAG
Rhinocladiella mackenziei CBS 650.93 is the source of this 2694-nucleotide messenger RNA. RefSeq lists its product as uncharacterized. The record is from RefSeq and is a predicted model, not a curated record. The coding region runs from base 1 to 2694 and encodes 897 amino acids. Gene Ontology annotation, cellular component: nucleus. Gene Ontology annotation, biological process: regulation of DNA-templated transcription. Gene Ontology annotation, molecular function: zinc ion binding; DNA-binding transcription factor activity, RNA polymerase II-specific. Lineage: Eukaryota; Fungi; Ascomycota; Eurotiomycetes; Chaetothyriales; Herpotrichiellaceae. The transcript has a single exon.